UCGAAACUACACUUCCCGACUCUCUCAGCGCAUCCCGUGACACUCCUUGGAUCGUGAGCGAGGAGCAGGAUUUCAACAGCUGCACCUCUCUUGCUCGGACCCGGCCCUGGACCCGACCGCGGACUCGGACACGGCUCCACCAUGGAGGAGGCGGACCGAAUUCUCAUCCAUUCUCUGCGCCAGGCCGGCACGGCAGUUCCUCCAGAUGUGCAGACCCUGCGAGCCUUCACCACUGAGCUGGUUGUAGAAGCUGUGGUCCGCUGCCUGCGAGUGAUCAACCCUGCUGUAGGCUCUAGCCUCAGCCCCCUGUUGCCUUUGGCCAUGUCUGCACGGUUCCGCCUGGCCAUGAGUCUGGCUCAGGCCUGCAUGGACCUAGGCUAUCCCUUGGAGCUUGGCUAUCAGAACUUCCUUUACCCCAGUGAGCCGGACCUCCGGGACCUCCUUCUCUUCUUGGCUGAACGUCUGCCCACUGAUGCCUCUGAGGAUGCAGACCAGCCUGCAGGUGACUCAGCUAUCCUCCUUCAGGCCAUUGGCAGCCAAAUCCGGGACCAGGUGGCCCUGCCCUGGGUCCCACCCUGCCUUCGCACUCCCAAGCUACAACACCUCCAGGGCUCGGACCCCCAGAAGCCUUUCCAUGCCAGCUGGCUUGUUAUGUCUGAGUUGAGUUCCAGAGGAGAGUCCCGGGAGUUCCAGGCAAGUCCCCUGCUGCUGCCAGCCCCAACCCAGGUGCCCCACCCUGCUGGGAGGGCAGCUUCACUCCUCGAAUGCCACACCAUCCAGCUUUGCCAGCACAUGGGCUGGGACCACCCUGGGGAUGACGACUGGGUCCACUGGGCACCCCGCCUCUCCACUCAGGGCCUCUCUCUGGCUGGCCUGAUGCCAGGGCAGGGGCGGCUGGUUUGCGAGCCGGUGCCGGCCGGCUGGGAGGAAGGUGCAGCCGGCUGCGUAUCACUGUGGGAGACCUUGGAGGGAGAUACACGGACUCAGCGACAGCGGCUGCAGAAGCACCUGGCUGAGCAAUUGCGCCAGACCUGUGGCCGACUGGGGGCCCCCCCACUAGCCCGAGACCUGGGAGAGCUGCUGCAGGGCUGGGAUGCUGGGGCCAAGACUGGCACUUCCAAGGGCUCCCGCUUCACACAUUCAGAGAAGUUCACCUUCCAUCUGGAACCUGAGGCCCAGGCAGUGCAGGCAUCUGAUGUGCCAGCCACCUCCCAGUGGCCUGAACAGGACACACGGGCAGCUCAAGAGCAGGAGCUGGAUUCUCUUCGGGAGCAGCUGCAGGUAGUGAACUGCAACAUCGAAAAGGUUGAAGCCAACAUGAAGAUUCUGGGAAUCAACUUCACACAGGUGGAGAUGGAGUGUCGGCAGAGUGAGCUCAGCACUGCACAGCGCAAGCAGACCCUGCUCCUGAAGAGCCAGGCUGUGGAGCUGCUGCCCGAUGGGGCUGCCAACCUCACCAAGCUGCAGCUUCUGGUAGAAAGUAGUGCCCAGAGGGUCAUUUACUUGGCGGCCCAGUGGGAAAAGCACCGGGUCCCACUCCUGGCUGAGUACCGCCGCCUCCGAAAGCUCCAGGAUUCCAGAGAGCUGGAAUCUUCCCGGCGGUUGGCAGAGAUCCAGGAGCUGCACCAGAGUGUUCGGGCAGCUGCAGAAGAGGCCCGCAGGAAGGAAGAGGUCUAUAAGAAGCUGGUGUCAGAGCUGGAGACCUUGCCCAGAGAUGUGUCCCGGCUGGCCUAUACCCAGCGCAUCCUGGAGAUUGUAGGCAAUAUCCGGAAGCAGAAGGAAGAUAUCACCAAGAUCUUGUCUGACAUGAAGGAGUUACAGAAGGAAAUCAAUGCUCUGUCUGGAAAGCUAGACCGGACGUUUGCGGUGACUGAUGAGCUUGUGUUCAAGGAUGCCAAGAAGGAUGAUGCUGUUCGGAAGGCGUACAAGUAUCUAGCUGCCUUGCAUGAGAACUGCAGCCAGCUCAUCCAGACCAUCGAGGACACAGGAACAAUCAUGCGGGAGGUUCGAGACCUUGAGGAGCAGAUCGAGACAGAGAUGGGCAAGAAGACUCUUAGCAACCUGGAGAAGAUCUGUGAGGACUACCGAGCGCUUCGUCAGGAGAAUGCUGGCCUCCUGGGGUGGGUCCGUGAUGCCUGAGAAGCCCCCAGGAGAGGUCUCCCCACCUCCACAGGCAGUGACUGGGGGUAUCAAGUUCCUCCUGCUGUAGCCUUUGCCCCAGACCCUUGCCCACCUGACCCCAACCCUUACGUGGGGUGCUCACCCAAAGUGUGGGAGCUUGGCUUCAAUUUAUUGGGAAAGGAUCCCAAAUAAAUGAGGGGUUCUGUCUGCA
Messenger RNA from Manis pentadactyla (Chinese pangolin), 2332 nucleotides. It is a transcript of the gene CCDC22, whose product is annotated as coiled-coil domain containing 22. The record is from RefSeq and is a predicted model, not a curated record. The coding region runs from base 142 to 2139 and encodes 665 amino acids. Gene Ontology annotation, biological process: positive regulation of ubiquitin-dependent protein catabolic process. Lineage: Eukaryota; Metazoa; Chordata; Mammalia; Pholidota; Manidae. Gene Ontology annotation, molecular function: cullin family protein binding. The transcript has 18 exons.